This is a messenger RNA of Talpa occidentalis (Iberian mole), 378 nucleotides long. RefSeq names its product oxytocin/neurophysin I prepropeptide (gene OXT). NCBI's taxonomy places the organism in Eukaryota, Metazoa, Chordata, Mammalia, Eulipotyphla, Talpidae. Gene Ontology annotation, cellular component: extracellular region; secretory granule. The record is from RefSeq and is a predicted model, not a curated record. Bases 1 to 378 code for a protein of 125 amino acids. Gene Ontology annotation, molecular function: neurohypophyseal hormone activity. The transcript is spliced from 3 exons.
AUGGCCGGCCCCCGCCUCGCCUGCUGCCUGCUCGGCCUCCUGGCGCUCGCCUCGGCCUGCUACAUCCAGAACUGCCCGCUGGGCGGCAAGAGGGCGGCGCUGGACCUCGACGUGCGCAAGUGCCUACCCUGCGGCCCCGGAGGCAAAGGGCGCUGCUUCGGGCCCAGCAUCUGCUGCGCGGACGAGCUGGGCUGCUUCGUGGGCACGGCCGAGGCGCUGCGCUGCCAGGAGGAGAACUACCUGCCGUCGCCCUGCCGCUCGGGCCUUAAGCCGUGCGGGAGCGGGGGCCGCUGCGCCGCCGCCGGCGUCUGCUGCAGCCCGGACGGCUGCCGCGUGGACCCCGCCUGCGACCCCGAGGCCGCUUUCCCCCAGCGCUGA